UACGAGAACUUCACAUCUGUGCACAUUUUCGGCGAAAUAAUAUGCUUGCUGGCCAUUUCAAUUCGCAUUUUGUUUUGUCGAUUGUGUGUUUUUCAUUGUUUGUUUGUUCUCUAUGCAACACGCAUUCGACAUUUACAUGAGUUCGGCAAGCCUUUUGCACUUAUUCAGUUGAAGUUAGUAAUUUUUUUUUAGUGUUGUGCAAAGCAGCGAUCGUUUUAAAACGUAAAACAUAAUUUUUGAAAAUACGAUUAAUUUCACAGCUUUUUCAACGCCUUUUUCUUCUGCUUCGUCUAUUGAACGUGUCGCCAAUGUGACGUUGGUAUGUUAAUGCAUAUCGAAUGGUGUAUAAAAAGUAUUAAAAUUCAAACAAAAAUCUAAUUUGAUUAAAAAAAAACACUAGUGCAAUUCUAGACAAAUAUUCUUUUCUAAUUGGUUUUGUUUUGGUGCCGAGAAAAUACGAGAAAAUGAAACAUCUUAAAUAUCGACAAUGAACAUGACACAGUAAACAUUUAAAUUGAACGAAUAAUAUUACAUAAUGAAUAAAAACAUUUAAACAUUUUGUUUGUGCUGCUCUGGUAAGCGAUAUAAAUCAACGAACGGAAAUUUUGAGAAAAAUCGAACGAAAGAUAUGCCUCUCUAUAGCGAAUUAAGUUAUUAUCUUCCAAAUAAUUCGGUUUAUUCGGCGAAUCGUAGUCCAAUAUCAUCGUCACCAUAUUCGCCAUUUUCACGUUUAAAUCCAUACAUACCACCACCGCCACGACCAACAAUUUACACCAAAGAUGGCCAAUUCAAACCGAUACUCACAUCAAUAUCCGAAAGUCCUAUGGCUGUGUCAUCGAUUCGCACGAAUGGCUUGACCUCAUUGACUCGAAUCAAUUCCGGUAAAACAUAUAAUUUUCUACGAACGCCCGGUACUUAUGUGUCACCACGACCCAUUCGAAUCGAUACAGCCGAUAUUGAUGUGUCUGCAUCGAAAUUUCAUCGACAUCGUAAUGCACGCAUUCGGUCCACAUCACCGGAACCGAUUAAAAAAGACAACAACGACAAAGAAACGAACAAUGAAAAUAAAACCGAUAAUUCAGCAUUUAUGCCACGCAUUGAUCAAAAUGAUCCGAUCAAUACAAGGGCGACAAUCAAACGUGAUCGAAAUAUUGUACGAUUGUCGACAAUGCGUCAACGCAGUCAAUCGCACAGCAAUCGAAGUUCACAAAGCUCAAUAAAAAAUGAUAGAAAUAACAAUAUCAAAAAUACUAAUAGUAAUACAAAUAAACGAUCGUUACCAUCAACACCAACUUCACCAUCGAUACCAUUGUCUCCGUCGUCAACUGGUUAUGACCACUCGAGUUUGUUUAAAAAAAGCAGUAGCCAAGAAUCGGACGAUUUGCAUACGGAAUACGACACAAAAUCAAAUGUAAAAAGAUCAUGGCGCGAUAAAUUUGGUGAUUCAUUGCAAAUACAAACACCAAAAGUGGUACGAAAAACACCCGGCGAACUUAUACUCGAACGCCAUAUUAUUCGUGACAAAAGUGAUUCGUUGAAAGUUCCAAUCGAACCAAAUCCGACAAUCGUUCGAAUUCCAGACAAUGUAACGCCACAGGAAAUCACCUAUUUGGAACCGUUAAUUCGAAAAUCAAUUCGACGCCAAAGUUUGAUAACGUGUCCAAGCUUUAAAGAUAUUUGCAAAGAGAUUUCUGAAUCGGAAAUCAAAGCCCAAGACGAUCUUAAUGCAGGUGAUUUGCGUCGACGUGCAUCAUUGAUACUGGAACAAGAAGCACAAAUUCUGGCACAACUUACACAAAUUCGCCGACCAUCGGCCGAUGUAACUGUUGAUAAAGCGAUCGAUGAAGAGCCGAACACCGAUGAAAUUUCUGAUAAAACCGACACUGAAUUGAGAGAGAGCAAAGACGUUACGAUUGAAAAAUUCGAUGAAAAACCAAAAGAUCCACCAAAUGUUGAAAAUGUGAUUGUAAUUAAAAAGAAAACAAAGAAAAAAGGCGGAAAAUUAAAGCAUAAAAUCACCGUAACCGUUGAAGUGGAAAAUCCAAAAGAACCGCAAAUUACAAUUGACACGCCACCAUUAACACCAUCAAGCGGUAACGCGAAAAUUAGUCCGACUUGGAGAGCCGUGGUUGAAGAAAUCAAAGAGGAUGUUACAUUAAAUUUGCCGAAACGAAAUGAUGUUAAAACCACAACAUCAUCGAAGCCGGCCACCGUACAUUCAACUGAAAAUGAUGAAGACUUUUGGAAUUUAAUUGGACGACGUGAAUCGGUUUAUUUCAAGAAAAAGGUUGAUUUAAAACGAGAUGAAAUUGAAAUCAUUGAAAUUAUCGAUAAAAAUGAGACGAAUAAUGUUGAUGGUGGUGAUGGUGGUGAUGCAGCUGAAAAGCAAUUGGCCGCCAAAAAUGGUGCAAAAAAAUCAAUUGAAAUUGAAUUAAAUGCGUCGCCACAAAUUGACGAAAAACAUGAACAACCAAAAGUCGAUGCAAAAUCAAAAGGCAAAACGCCAACAGAUAUUAACAUAAAAGCAAAGGAAAUCACUCAAGAAAAAGUAGGAAAUAAAGUACUUGCGAAUAAGAAUUUGAAAACCAACAAUAAUAGCAUCAGCAGCGAUGACUUGAAUAACAAGAGCGUUGACGGCGUGGCAUCAGGCAAAGGUAUCAUUGCGACAAACGCAAAUUUGCCAAAGCAAGCGAUGGGUAAAAUUGAAAAGGCCGUAGGUAACAAGGAAACGAUUGCCAAACCAAUGGAAAUAAAAUCAAUGGAAAGUAGCAACGCCAUAUGCCCGAUAAAUUUAAUAGAAAAUGUUACAACGGCAACAAAUAGCAAUAGCAACAACGGCAACAAAACGACUUGUCACGAACAUAAACAAACAGACAGAAGUGAUGUGAAAGCACCUACGAUGAUGCAAACCGUUCAUCUAAAUUUAGAGACUGGGCCACAGGCCAACAAAACAGUAGUAGAACCACUACCAGCAAUAACAACAGCAACAGAAACAGAACAACUAAAAAAAUCGAAACAGAAAGAAACAGCAGCGUCUACCCAAAAUGCGCCCAUAAAAACUGAAAACGAUAAAAUUCUACCGAAAAUAACAACAAAAGCAGCGACAACGUCAGCACCAGAAAAGGUAGCAAAAAAAUCAAAUGAUUCCAAUUUACCAAAAAGCCCUGAUGAAAAGCCAAAAGCUAAAAAGGUGGUUAAGAAAAAGGCAACGGCAGCAGCGGCAGCAGCAGCAACAGCAGCAACAGCAAUUGCGUCCGCUGAUGACAAAACAUCAAAGUCACCUGUCAAAUCGAAACCAAAGAAAAAAAUCACCAAGAAAGAUGCAAAUGGCAGGGAAAUUGUCAAAGUAAAGUCCAUGUCGUCAUUUGAAAGUGAAACCAAUGCCACAGAAAGCACUACAGACGCAGACAUAUCGGCUGCAUCUGCAUCGAUUGCAUUGACCGAAACAAUUGAACCGAAAUUAUCAGACCGUGGUAAUGAUAAUGAAUCGAAAUUGAAUUCAAUUGCGGGGGCGAAAAACAACACAGUGUCCGAUACAAUUGUAAAUCCGUUCGAUAAUAUUGAGCAUCGAAACGAUGACGACGAAAAUGAAAACGGCAAACGUAACAGAAGCGACAACGGCGUUGGUGGUCUAAGCAAAUUUGCAACGGUUGCCAAUUUGAAUGCAGAAUUCAAAAUCGAACGUCAAUCGCCAUCAAUCGAUCUAGUGAACGAUCGCAGUCGCAAUGAGAUAUCCACAUUCAGUACGCGCAGCAUAGCGGACAGUUGCAUCAGUGGAGAUGAAACAUUUGAUUUGAUUUUGGAUUUGGACAGCAAUUCGGAAAAGUAUAGUGACAGUGAAACGGACGACGGCAACGAAAUGGGUAAGCAUCGGCAUAAAAAGCGAAAAGAGAAAGUUCUCGAUCCGCGAAAAAAAAUGAAAUUGGAUCCAAAACGAAAGUGCUAUGUGAUGGAAGAAUCAUCAAAAUAUCCGAUGAUUGCAACACCUCGUCCCUUGGCCAAACGAUCAAAUUAUUGUGGAAAUUAUGGCGAAAGUGAAAGUGAAAGCGAAACAAGCAGUGAUAUUUCUAGCUCAGACGAAUGUUACGACGAAUGUCUAUCGCCAAAUGAUAUUGUGGUUAAAGAUGUGAUACGAAUGAGCACGUGCAGCAAUGAUUCGGGCUUUGAAGGCGGUGGCACAGCACCAUCAACUCCCAAAAAAAUGCUUGAUUGUGAUGUCAAUUGUCAUAAAAAAUGUCAAAAGCUAACAGCCAAUUUAUGCGGAGUAAAUCAGAAAUUGAUCGUUGAAGCGUUAUCAUCAGUACGUCGAGGUGCACGGGAGCAAUCAAGUACACACCAUGUGGCAAUUGCUAGCCAAAAAUCAACAUCCAAAUCUUUUGAGACUGCCGAUAGUAAUAAUUUGGAAACAUCAUACACUUAUGCACAAUUUCAACGAUCUGGAACGAUAACCGCACCGGCAACAUCAAUACCACGUUUCAAAAAGUAUUCGGUCGAUGAUUUUCAUUUUUUAACCGUUUUGGGCAAAGGAAGCUUCGGAAAGGUUUUGCUAGCGGAACUCAAGAACACGGAAUUCUAUUAUGCGGUGAAAUGCCUGAAAAAGGAUGUUGUUCUCGAAGAUGACGACGUUGAAUGCACACUGAUUGAGCGGAAAGUAUUAGCUCUGGGUACAAAACAUCCAUAUCUAUGUCAUCUAUUUUGUACAUUUCAAACAGAGAGUCAUCUGUUUUUCGUCAUGGAGUAUUUGAAUGGCGGCGAUUUAAUGUUUCACAUACAAGUAAGCGGACGCUUUCCAGAGCCACGUGCCAAAUUCUAUGCCGCCGAAAUCAUUUCGGGAUUGAAAUUUUUGCAUAAAAAAGGAAUUAUUUAUCGAGAUUUGAAGUUGGAUAACAUUUUAUUAGACUUCGAUGGUCAUGUUAGAAUUGCCGAUUUUGGCAUGUGUAAAUUGCAGAUUUAUUUAGAUAGAACGGCCGACAGUUUUUGCGGCACGCCCGAUUACAUGGCACCCGAAAUUAUCAAGGGUCAAAAGUAUAAUCAACACGUUGAUUGGUGGUCGUUUGGUGUACUCCUUUACGAAAUGCUUAUUGGACAAUCGCCGUUCAGCGGUUGUGAUGAAGAUGAGCUUUUUUGGAGUAUUUGUAAUGAAAUUCCAUGGUAUCCAUUUUAUUUAUCCAAGGAAGCUUUAAAUAUUUUAAGUAAAUUAUUAGAAAAGGAUGCAAGUGUUCGACUGGGUGCAUCAACCAGUCCACAUGGUGAAAUCACAGAUAAUGUUUUCUUCUAUGAAAUUGAUUGGAAGAAAUUGGAGAAGAGACAGUUGGAUCCACCAUUUAAACCGAAAAUUAAACAUCCAUUAGAUACACAGUAUUUUGAUAAAACGUUCACGCGUGAACGCGUACGAUUGACACCGAUCGACAAAGACAUUUUACAAUCAAUUGAUCAACAUCAAUUUCAAGGAUUUACAUACACAAAUCCAAAUACUACACCGCCUUAGUUUUGCUGUAUGCUGUUGUUUGCUCGUUUUUUGUUUAACAUAUGAUUUUGUUUCUAUCUAUCUCUCUCUCUCUCACACACACACUCACUCACUCAUGUCUGUUUCGUGCAUCGAAACGUUUAUCAACGUAUACAUAAACUUUAUUCAUAAUUUUGCACACACACACACAAAUCACAACAGUCAAUAUACUGCAAUAAAAGUAAAGUGGAAAAAGGAUGCUUAUUAUCUUAUAUUAAUUGAUAAUUUUAAUAAUAUUUUCUAUUAGGUAAAGCGAUCAUUUAAUUUGUAUGUAAAUUGCUUCGGGUUUCGGCUCUUAGAAGCAACAGAACAAAAUGUAAAAUUUCUCAUUUAUUAUGAAUAUUCAAUAAAGCCAUUAGUUUUGUUAAAAUUGA
Contarinia nasturtii (swede midge) is the source of this 5880-nucleotide messenger RNA. RefSeq names its product serine/threonine-protein kinase pakA-like. The transcript is spliced from 10 exons. Gene Ontology annotation, biological process: protein phosphorylation. Gene Ontology annotation, molecular function: ATP binding; protein serine/threonine kinase activity. The record is from RefSeq and is a predicted model, not a curated record. Bases 629 to 5488 code for a protein of 1619 amino acids. Lineage: Eukaryota; Metazoa; Arthropoda; Insecta; Diptera; Cecidomyiidae.